Messenger RNA from Eubalaena glacialis (North Atlantic right whale), 2465 nucleotides. RefSeq names its product kinesin family member 12 (gene KIF12). Gene Ontology annotation, molecular function: microtubule motor activity; ATP binding; microtubule binding. The record is from RefSeq and is a predicted model, not a curated record. The transcript is spliced from 18 exons. Bases 82 to 2151 code for a protein of 689 amino acids. NCBI's taxonomy places the organism in Eukaryota, Metazoa, Chordata, Mammalia, Artiodactyla, Balaenidae. Gene Ontology annotation, biological process: microtubule-based movement.
CCCAGUGUGGUGAAGGGGGAGGGUACUGGGGAGGGAAAAGAACGAGACUCGGGCGGAGCUAACCCGUGUGCAAAGCAGAACAUGGAGGAACGCGGGUCCCCCGACGGGGACCCCGCGCGGAACCUGGAGCAGGGGCCAGAGGGGCCAGAAACGCCCAUCCAGGUGGUGCUCAGGGUGCGUCCCAUGAGCGCGGCGGAGCUGCGUCGAGGGGAGCAGAGCGUGCUGCACUGCUCAGGGACCCGGACUCUGCAGGUGAGGACCUCCUCCGAACUCCCCAAAAAACACCUACCGGGAAGACGCCAGGUCCCUCCAGGCCAAUUUCCCCCAGGUCCCGCACUCCCCCAGGUAAGCCCCGCCCUCCCCGGAGUGCCCCGCCCCCUUCUCCACGGCCCCCUCUCCCAGGUGAGCCCCCCGGGCGGGGGCCCCGACGUGGCGUUCCGCUUCGGCGCAGUGCUGGACGGGGCGCGCACGCAAGAGGACGUGUUCCGGGCCUGCGGCGUGCGGCGCCUGGGCGACCUGGCGGUGCGCGGCUUCUCCUGCACCGUCCUCACCUUCGGCCAGACCGGCUCCGGGAAGACCUACACCCUGACCGGACCUCCUCCCCAGGGGGAGGGCGUGCCCGUACCCCCCAGCCUGGCCGGCAUCAUGCAGAGGACCUUCGCCUGGCUGUUCGACCGCGUGCAGCACCUCGGUGCCCCUGUCACUCUCCAUGCCUCCUAUCUGGAGAUCUACAAUGAGCAGGUUCGAGACUUGCUGAGCCUAGGGGCUCCCCGGCCCCUCCCUGUUCGCUGGAACAAGACCCGGGGCUUCUAUGUGGAGCAGCUGCGGGUGGUGGAGUUUGGGAGUCUGGGGGCCCUGAUGGAACUUCUGCAGAUGGGUCUUAGCCGUCGAAGGAGCUCAGCUCACACCAUGAACCAGGCCUCCAGCCGAAGCCAUGCCCUGCUCACACUAUACAUCAGCCACCAAACUCAGAUGCCUCCUGUGGAUCCCGGGGAACCCCCUGCCGGGGGGAAGCUGUGCUUUGUAGACCUGGCUGGCAGUGAGAAGGUGGCGGCCACAGGAUCCCGUGGGGAGCUGAUGCUUGAGGCCAACAGCAUCAACCGCAGCCUGCUGGCCCUGGGUCACUGCAUCUCCCUGCUGCUGGACCCACAGCGGAAGCAGAGCCACAUACCCUUCCGGGACAGCAAGCUCACCAAGCUGCUGGCGGACUCGCUGGGGGGGCGUGGGGUGACCCUCAUGGUGGCCUGCGUGUCCCCCUCAGCCCAGUGCCUUCCCGAGACCCUCAGCACCCUGCGAUAUGCAAGCCGAGCUCAGCGGAUCACCACUCGGCCCCAGGCCCCCAAGUCCCCUGUGGCAAAGCCACCCCAGCAUUUGGAGACUGAGCUAUUGCAGCUCCAGGAGGAGAACCAUCGCCUGCGGUCCCAACUGGGCCAAAUGGACCCCAAAGCCUCUGGACUCAUUGGGGCCCGGGUGGCCUGGGCUCAGCGGAACCUCUAUGGGAUGCUGCAGGAGUUCAUGCUGGAGAACGAGAGGCUCAGGAAAGAAAAGAGGCAGCUGCAGAGCAGCCGGGACCUGGCCCAAGAUGAGCAGCGCAUCCUGGCCCAGCAGGUCCACGAGCUGGAGAGGCGCCUCCUCUCUGCCUGCUACCUUCACCAGCCGGGCCCUGGCCCAGCCCCACCGUGUCCCUGUGCGAUGGUGCCACCUCCCCCCUGCCACGCCCUGCCGCCUCUCUGCCCCUGCCCCUGCUGCCACCUCUGCCCCCUGUGCCGAGCGCCACUGGCCCACUGGGCCUACCCACAGAGGGAGCUCCACCUGCCCCAGGUGUUUGGCUCUAAGGCCCCAGCUGACAUGCCCCUGCCUGCCCGUCCCCCGCCCUGGGUGCCCCCAUGUAGCCCUGGCUCUGCCAAGUGUUCAAGAGAGAGGAGUCACAGCGACUGGAUUCAGACCCAGGUCCUGGCAGAAAUGCUGACCAAGGAGGAAGUGGUACCCUCUGCACCUCCCCUGCCCAUGGGGCCCCUGAACACAUCGCCAGUGCUUAGAGGUGGGGCUGCAGUUCCAAACUUGGCCCGGAGACUGGAGGCCCUCAGAGACCAAAUCGGCAGCUCCCUUCGAUGUGGCCGGAGCCAGCCACACCCCAGCGAAGGCACAUGAAGCCCCAGCCGGGUCCUCCCUUCCUGCUGAGGGCAAAGUGCGAACCCAGGAGACCACCAUGUGACCUAGGGCUGGUCUCUGCACUCCUGGGCCUCAGUCUCCCCAUCUGUUAAAUGGGAUAUAGCAGCUGCUGCUCCGGUUUGCAGCUGGGCUGGGCAGAAGGCAGUUCCUGAGGCAUGGGGGUGGGGGCUGAUGGGGCAGUCUGGGGAAGCAAAGGGAGGAUGCUAGCCUAGACCAGGAGAAAUGGGACCAGAUUCAGGAGAAACCAGGUAGCAGUGGUGAAAUAAAUGAAUAAAGAGAGGCAUCAGCUCCAA